This is a messenger RNA of Dicentrarchus labrax (European seabass), 8123 nucleotides long. RefSeq names its product phosphatidylinositol 4-kinase beta. The record is from RefSeq and is a predicted model, not a curated record. Gene Ontology annotation, molecular function: 1-phosphatidylinositol 4-kinase activity. Gene Ontology annotation, cellular component: cytoplasm; membrane. Bases 262 to 3264 code for a protein of 1000 amino acids. The transcript is spliced from 14 exons. Gene Ontology annotation, biological process: phosphatidylinositol phosphate biosynthetic process; phosphatidylinositol-mediated signaling. Lineage: Eukaryota; Metazoa; Chordata; Actinopteri; Moronidae.
GUUGCGUCACUGCUGCUUUAAAGCCGAGCCGAUCCGAGCUGAGCCAGGCCACAAUCCGCGGACCCGAUGGACCGAUUCAGAGCCUGAAUACUCGGACUACAACCAGGACCGAGACCCGGACUGGAUCCUGGAUUAAAGACGUCAGUUCAACCCGGAAACUCCCGGGACGGAACCGGACUGAAGCCCGUCGGUAGAACCGGACUGAAGCCCGUCGGUAGAACCGGAGUGAAGCUGCUUCAGUAACCGGCCUGCUCCUCCAAAAUGGCCGACGCCGAGGUCUCCAUGUCCCCGGCUCUGAGGCCGCUCCACCUCAGCCCCGCCCACUCAGCCCCGCCCCCUCCGCCAGCCUCCUCCUCUCCCACCACUUUCUCCUGCCCCUCCUCCCCCUCCAGUGCCUCCUCCUCCUCCUCGUCUUCAUCCUCUUCCUCCUGUUCUGAGAGCUCCUCCGACUGCCCUGCCCACCAUCAUCAUCAUCAUCAUCACCACCACCACCGCCCCCAGCUGCAGCUGCCCCCGCCCCCCAGCAGCGAGCAGCCGUCCUCCCCCAGCGCCAGCCCCCGCAGCUCCAGCCCCAGCGGGAGCAUCGGCAGCACCGGCAGCCUCGGCAGCAGCGCCAGCGAGGGCAUCGGCAGCAGCGGCACGUCGAGCGGCGGCGACCCGCGAGGCCCCAGCCCCCCCCUGGAUGUCAUCUCAGAGGACGCCAUGGAGAUGGACCUGGGGGUCGACCAAGUCAUCGACCCAGCGGUAGCGUUGAAAGCUUGCCAGGAAGUUCUUCUCAAGGUCAAACUGCAGAACAGGGAAGUGCCUGAACAGCAACAACUUGACAAUAAACAACAGGAUGAGCCACAACAACAACAACAACAACAACAACAACAACAACACUACCCUGAAGUAGAGUGCUCCAGUCCUCAGUGGCACAUCAGCCCGGACACCAGCUCCAUCAAAGAAGAAGAUGAGGAGGAGGAGGAGGAGGAAGGGAAGGAUGGAGAGAAACAAGGCGGUACUUCCCAACAGGACCGACGUCCUUCAGCGCGUCCGGAGUCGUCUUUACUGCCGGCGGUGGCGGCGGCGGCGUCGUCUAAACAGUCGUGGCUGCUGCGCCUGUUUGAGUCCAAGCUGUUCGACGUCUCCAUGGCGAUCUCCUACCUGUACAAGUCGAAGGAGCCGGGGGUGCAGGCGUACAUCGGGAACCGCCUCUUCAGCUUCCUCGACAGCGAGGUGGACUUCUACCUGCCGCAGCUGCUCAACAUGUACGUGCACAUGGACACCGAGGUGGGAGACGCCAUCAGACCGUACCUGAUCCACCGGUGCAGAGGAAGUAUAACCUUCUCUCUGCUGACAGCGUGGCUGUUGGGAGCUUACUCCUCCGACAUGCACAUCUCCACCCAGCGUCACUCCAGAGGCACCAAACUCAGAAAACUCAUCCUGUCCGACGAACUCAAACCUUCUUCGCCUGAGGCUCCCAGAGCGGUUUCAGCCUCCGACAGCCCGGCGUCCUCACCGUCCCACCGCCGCUGCCACCGGCGCCACAACAGCAGCAACAUGGACUCCUCGCCCUCUUUGUCCACGGCUGGCCCCGCCCCAGACAGCCCCGUACCGGGGGACGCCGAGGUGUUUGUUUCCCCGUCCAGGAGGACCCACCAGAGAUCCAAGUCAGACGCCACCGUGGCGAGCAGUGGACCCGGUUCUGGCCUCCGACGGACAGGAAGUAACCCGAAAGUGGAAGCUGUCCAUGAGGAGCUGGAGCGUCUGCGUCCUCAGAGGGAGUUUGUAAAGUCUCUGCUCUGCAUCGGGAAGCGUUUGGCGACGCUGCCGACUAAAGAGCAGAAGACUCAGCGGCUGAUCUCAGAACUGUUGCUGCUCAACCACAAACUGCCGGCUCGAGUGUGGCUGCCGACCGCAGAGCACCAACACCACGUCUGCAGGAUCCCACACACACAGGCUGUGGUCCUGAACUCCAAAGACAAGGCUCCCUACAUUAUCUACGUGGAGGUGUUGGAGUGCCAGAGCUUUGAGACGUCUCCGGUUCCCGUCCGGAUCCCGGAGACGAGGAUCCGUUCCGCUCGCUCUGCGGAGAACCUCGACUGCGGCGGCGGCGUCACGCCGGCUAGCGGUAUCAGCGGGAUGACAUCAGAGCACAGAGCGGGAAGUUUCUCCACCGUCCCGAACUACGACAACGACGACGAAGCGUGGGCCACCGACGACAUCGGACAGCUGCAGGUGGAGGCCGAGGCUCAGACCAGCAGCAGUGAUAACAUCAGUCAGUUUUCAGUCGACAGCAUCACGAGUCUCGAGAGCAAAGAGCCGGUUUUCAUCGCCGCCGGAGACAUCAGACGUCGUCUGUCGGAGAACCUCGCUCACACUCCGACCACCUUCAGGAGAGACCCCGAGGACCCGUCAGCCGUCGCCCUCAAAGAACCCUGGGAGGAGAAAGUCAGGCGGAUCAGGGAAGCCUCUCCGUACGGUCACCUGCUCAACUGGCGGCUGCUGUCGGUUAUUGUGAAGUGUGGAGACGACCUGCGACAGGAGCUGCUGGCCUAUCAGGUCCUCCGACAGCUGCAGUCGAUCUGGACGCAGGAGCGAGUUCCUCUGUGGAUCAAACCCUAUAAGAUCCUGGUGAUGUCAUCAGACAGCGGUAUGAUCGAGCCCGUCCUCAACGCCGUCUCUCUGCACCAGGUGCGUAAACAGAGUCAGCUGUCUCUGCUCGACUACUUCCUGCAGGAACACGGCAGCUUCACCACCGAGGCCUUCCUCACCGCUCAGAGGAACUUCGUCCAGAGCUGCGCCGGGUACAGUCUCAUCUGCUACCUGCUGCAGGUCAAAGACAGACACAACGGGAACAUCCUGCUGGACUCUGAAGGUCACAUCAUCCACAUCGACUUCGGCUUCAUCCUCUCCAGCUCUCCUCGCAACCUCGGCUUCGAGACGUCCGCCUUCAAACUCACCUCAGAGUUCGUCGACGUGAUGGGCGGUCUGGACGGCGACAUGUUUAUCUACUAUAAGAUGUUGAUGCUUCAGGGUCUCAUCGCUGCCAGGAAACACAUGGAGAAGGUGCUGCAGAUAGUGGAGAUCAUGCAGCAAGGCUCCCACCUGCCCUGUUUCCACGGCUCCAGCACCAUCCGUGGUCUGAAGGAGCGGUUCCACAUGUCUCUGACGGAGGAGCAGCUGCAGCUGUUGGUUGAGCAGCUGGUUGACGGAUCGAUGCGAUCAAUAACCACCAAACUGUACGACUCCUUCCAGUACGUCACCAACGGCAUCAUGUGACCGCCGCCGCCACUCUGAGGGAUCCUCGUCAACCUCCGCUCUGUUUUCAUCUCGUCCGUCUGAACUCGGGUCGGACUCUUCCUGAUCGUCGUGCUGCGUUCGCGGGCAGCUGGGACAGUACAGACUUUGGUUGAUCCUGAGACGCGUUUAAAGACUUAUGGAUCCGUUCUGAAGGUAAACGAUUCGCUGAUAAACGUAUCGAGACAAAAACUUUCAAAGUUUCUGGAACAAAACCAACGUUUUAUCGACCAGAACCGACAGUCGAUGGAGCGUCUUCCUCACAUUCAACAGUUCUUUCCUAACGGAGACUUCUGAGGUCAGUUUGAUUUAUUGUCAUUUUAAUGUAAAGAUAUUGCGGCGGCGUGUUGCCGUGGCGGCGUGUUGCCGCGGCGGCAGAAGAACCAGAUCAGUAGAACUCGAUAGAACGAGAGCGUUUAUUGUUCUAACAGAAGUUUGUAUCUCGUGAUAACGUGACUCAACGAGGCCUCGCAGUCGUUUUAAUCUUUAACGAACACGUGACUGAACUGAUCGGCAGGAAACGUUCUCACUGCAGAUUAAAGGCAAUUAAGAACUACGGAAGCAGAAAGGGGACAUUUGUCUCUGAAUUACAAGAAAAACUAUUUUACUUAUUAAAAUCUUUUGGCUUCAAAUCUCAAUUUCAGAGAAAAGAUCUUUCACCAGAAGAUUGAACAGGAAACAUCCUGAUGGUUUAAAUUUCAGAAUAAAGGUUCCCAUCUGCAGAGGAAACUAAUCAAUAAUCGCCCAAUAUUUUAUUUUGAAGAAACGCAUGUAAACAGCUUCCUGUUCAUGAGAUAUUUUAUUAAAAGUCUAAAUGAAACAGCGAACACCAGCAGGAUGGACGGACGGCGAGAGAGAGACAGAAAGCACAAAUAUAUUGAUUUUGAGUUUGAAUCGUCCAUCAAUCAAUCAAUCGAUCAGUUCUUCCAAGUUUCUGCACGUUUAAAAAAAACCUUCCAGCUCCGAGGAAAAGAAACAUCAGAAUAUCCGUUAAUAUUCAAUAACGACAGUUCGUCCGGCUCGUCAGUUCCUUAUGAUCCACAGCUGAACGCCGUGUGGGCGGGGCUUAAACUCACUAAGUUUAAUAAAAGUUUCCGUACUUUAGACUCGCAGCCGAACUGGUUGCUAAUACGCUAACGUUAGCAUGCUUCUGACGGCGUUAUUGUGCGACAUCGUUAACGACUGUCGCUAACGGGCUGAAACUUGGAGGAAAGUUCAAACUCGUUCUGAAUCCUUUUAAUUUCCUUUUAAGGUCCGCGUUGAAUUUCAGAAUAAAGCUGAGCCUGAUGCUAACGCUAAACGCUGCAGUGUUGAAUUUAAAGGUAGUUUAGUUUUCCUCCAUUUUACUUGAACGGUUUUGAGCCAAAAUGGCUUCCGAGCGGUGAAAAGAUUCGUCUGCUGCAGAUUUAUGCAAGAACCUCGUCGUCGUCCACUAACUGUGCAUCUGUGUAUAAUUAAUGUGUUUGUGUCCGUUAACGAUAUAUUAGCGUAUUUAACUCGCCGCUCUUCCUCCCCGAUUGGCCGUAAAGAUGCAUUCCUGUGAUUAACUCCGGCCAAUCAGGAGAGAGACUCUUUAUUUCUGUUUUACAGAGCGUUUAUUUUUCUUCAUGAGGAGAUUAAAGUUUCCUGAAUAUGUGAAUGUUUUUAUAAUAAAACAGACGGACGUGUUCUCAGUGCGGCGGUGACGCUGGUGACGCGGUACGGCUUUAUUCCAGUGUCUUAAACUGAUCGUUACUACAGACACACCAGUGAGGUUACAGCGCACUAACAAUGAGCUAACACAUCUUUAUCUAUAAACAGUAACAAACAGUAACAAAGCAAAAUGUAUUGAUUUAUUCCGACCACGCCUCCUUCUUUAAAUAAAAUGAUAAUAAAUAAACUGAACAGACCAAAUUAAAUCUCAUCGGGGUAUUUCUCAACUUACACAUUUAUUAAAUAUAAUAAAUUCAGUUGAUUCAGCGAAAUGUUUAUUUAAUAUUUGGUUGUAAUUAUAUUCUUCUUCACAAUGUCUCCAAUUAGUAUAAAACAGGGAAAUAAAUCUAUAUGAAUUUAUUUUAGACUUUAAAUCCCUUUUUAUAUUGUUAGUUUUAAAAUGUUUUUCUUUACAUUUGGGAACAAAUUCUGUUCUUAUAGACAAUAUUUCAUAUUUGUUAACAGUUUCUGAGAUUAAUAAUCCUCUUCAUUAAACUUUAGUCCAACAAAUCAAUGAAGCGUUUUAAUAUUUGGUCAUUUAAGUGUUUUCUACAUUUUAAGUGAAUAAAAGUUUCACCUUCUGAUCAUUGGAACAAUUCAAAUUAUAUUUAUUGUUAACUCUUUAAAUUAAAUAUAUUGCCGUUAACAGCCAACAGAGAUUUCCUCGGGAUGAGUCGCUCCACAUUUUAAAACAGCUAGCUGCUAAUGCUAAUGUUCACCACUGCGGUCGAGGAAUAGACCGAGCUAGGUAACAACUGGCUAAUUAUAUUAUAUUAUAUUUUAUAUUAUAUCCUUGACGACACGUUAAAGGAAACCCACGUUAUAGUCGACUGCGGAUGAAGAACACUACUUGGCUAGCAAACAUUUGGGCCGAGUCGUUGUCAUGCUAACAGCUAACACCUUUUCUUAAAUAUUGUUUUUGUCAUUUGAAGUUUGUUUUAUUACAUAAAAGUGGAUUAAUUGUUAAUGCGGAGGCCGUUUUCCAAAGUAAAACACUGAGACACACUUUAGUUAAUGCUAACUACUAGCUAACUGUUGUACUAGAGCAGUGAUAAAAUAAUUUCACCGUCACAUUCGGAUAUAAUAUAAUAUAUAUAAUAUAUUAUCGUAUAUAAUAAUUAUUAUAUAUUAAAUAUAAUACUGAAUCAUAUUCAGACUGCUGUUAGUUUGACAAUGACUCGGCUAAAAUUACCGCUAGCUUAAUUCCUCUUCAUUGUCUGCCGACGUUUUAAUCUAAAUGUUCGUGGUUGUGAGUUAAAGUCGUUUUAGAAACUAAAAGUUGCACAAUUUAUUAUCAUAUUUGUUUUCUACCAUAAUUACUUAUUUUUACACUUUAACUGCGCUGAGAGCGGGAAUGCUAACCAACUGUAAAAUACUACAAACACUGGAAUAAAGCCAAUAUUUGACGUUGCCGUCGUUCGAAGGUUUUCGUGUUUUAACCACUAUUGAAGGAGAAGAUCUGUUCUUGUUACCGUAUGCUAACCGUUAGCUUGCUACUUUAUACACCACCGCGCUUGAAGAAGACGCAGCUGUGACUAAAAGUUUACCCGAUUUAAGCAACUUAAAUAGCAAAUACUCGUUCUUGUUCUUUCUUUCCGUGUGAAGAUGUACGUAUGUAAAUGAACUGAUGCCUUGAGACGUACAGAAACUUUUAUCAAUGCAACAGGAGGGACGAGGAAGGAGUCUCGGACCUGAGAAGUGCUUUUAUAUCUGACGUUUGACCGCUUCAGGGACGAGUUCUAAUGUUUGAAUGUUUCCCUCUCCGACAUCAGUCCACACGGGCAAAAUAUGUAUUAAUGUGAACAAGUUAUUCCUGUAAUAUUUUAAUAAGAGAAACAAUAGACACAUUUGUGAUAGAUAAAGUGACUUUUUAAAGUUGAUAUUGUCUCUUUGAUUUAACCAUUGAAGGCAGGAAUACUUUUAAAAUACGCUUAAAAUAAUAGCUGCUAAAAUCGUUGUUUUUCUAAGUGAAGUCUGGUGCGUCCGGAGAGGAACACAGUCUGUAGAAACUCGUCCCUGCUAUUAAAAACCUUUCAUUGCCUUCUUCCUUCCUUCCAUCAGCUCGAACACAUUCAAGUAAUUCAAUGUGAAAAACUCUUAAAGUGCAUUUAUCCUCAAUGAAAAUGUUUUCUGUCAUUUUUUAAAGGUUUUAAAACUUCAGUUGGUACCAAACAUUUAACGCUAAAUGCCGUUUCAGUUCCACGUUAUUGUGACUUUCUGUUGGAAUCGAGCCGAUCAGCGAGUUCGACUUCCUGUUGUGUUGGUUUCAAUGAGAAAUGCUAACGAUGCUAACGUCAAAUGAGCUUUAUUUUUCACUGUGUGAAGAAAAAUAACCAACAACAUGAGAACACUUUGGAUUUCAGUGUUUUUAAUAAAUCAUCUCGUAACGGAGCAGGAGGAGGCGAAGUCCACACGGGGUAUUUUAUUUUGAAAAUUGACCGGAUUCUCUAUAGAUGAGAGCAAUCAUCGGGGAGAGCCGGUACCAAGGUCGCUUACUUUCUGCUGUUUCCAAGGUUCAUUAUUAGAAGGUAGGUCAGCUCAGUUUAUGGGAAUUAUUAAGGUUCAAAUCCCCUCUGCUCCACACUGUCACACCAAACUCCAUUCAAAAAUGGCUGUUUUAAGGAAGUAAAACCUUUAUUUCCACCAUCAGUGAGACUCUGAUUCUCUUCAAUCUACAGACACAAUCUGCUCACAUUGACUCAGUAACAUCAUUAACUAACCUGUGAGGAAGAGUUGGACACAGACACAUCUUCAUCCUGUGUACACACACACACACACAGCUUUUCUUUCUUUAUCAUUGUUUGAUGUGUUAAAUGUGACGCAGCAGCUUUUAGGAACUUUAAUAAGAACAAACUUAAUAAACGUCUGCUCUUCCUCUUCCUCCUCCUCCUCUUCCAGACUCAGAAUGUAAAUCUGCUCCUUUUUAAAGGGAAAAGCAGAAACUUUAUUUUGAAAUUCCACAGCGGCUGACGGUCAGAGGUCAGUUCACAGCUCAGAAAUCAGAUCUGUGGAUGUGGAAACACUCACGUUGUUGUUGUUGUUGUUGUUUGUGUCUGCUGAAGUUUUCAAUCAUGUACAGAACCAAAACUCACCUGUUCUCACUAAACUGCAUGAAACUCAUUCAAUAAACCUGAAACAUGUUUCUAAGA